AUGAACAGAGAAAAUGCGCGUAAACUCGAUCGUCGAAUGAACGUUGUGAUUAUCUCAACUGUUGUUGUACCGAUAGAGCGUAGUAUUAAAUGUAUCGUUGAGUUCAGUCACAAAGUAAACAACUUAAAGAGAGUUAAGAAAAAUGAAAGUUCAAUCUGUUCUCGGUGAUUUGGUGCCAUCUGAUUUGGGCAGAACUCUUACGCAUGAACAUUUAUCAUUAGAUUUCCAUCACUUUUACUUCGAUGCCCCGAAGCAUUUGAGGAGCUAUGUAACGGAUGAAAAGAAAAUUUCGCUUGGAAAUGUAGGAGUUUUGCGCCAAUAUCCAUACUCAAGUCACUACAAUAUCCAAUUCUGUGACGAUGACACCAAUGAAAAAGUAAUCGAAGAUCUGCAUCUGUAUAAGAAAUGGUGUGGAGGCAAUUGUACAAUUGUCGAAAAUACUACGACCGGAAUACGACGUGAUUUGAAAUUUUAUCGUAAAGCUGCAUUGGAAACUGGAGUGAAUGUCGUUGCUGGAACGGGACACUAUCUAGAAAUGACACAAAAAAGCGGUGAACUAUCGCUUACCAUUGAGCAAAUGUCCGAACUUUACACAAAAGAAAUAGUGUCUGGUGUUGAUGUGAGUAGCGCUCAUGACGGAUCCGACAUUAUCAAAUGUGGAUUCCUUGGAGAGAUUGCCAGUAAUUGGCCCAUAACUGAUUUUGAGAAGAGGGCCAUUCAAGCAUCAGCGGAAGUCAGUGCAACACUUGGAUGCGGUGUUACAUUCCAUCCAGCUCGAGAUCCUCGUGCACCGUUCGAAGUCAUUCGCUUGUAUUUGGAAGCCGGUGGCAAGGCUGAUAAAUGUAUUAUGUCACAUUUGGACCGUACAAUCCAUAAUAAUGACACGUUAUUGGAGUUCGCCAAACUCGGUGUUUACAACCAACUCGAUUUAUUUGGAACGGAAUGCUCCUUGUAUCAAUUCGCCAUGCACCUUGAUAUGCCUUCCGAUGCUCAACGCAUGGAUUCGGUCAUUGUACUCGCCAAAGCCGGAUAUGAAGAUCGUAUCUUAAUGUCCCAUGAUAUCCAUACGAAGCACAGACUUCUUGGUUUUGGUGGCCAUGGAUAUGCACACAUUCUAAACAAUGUAUUGCCCAAACUCAAACUUAAAGGAUUGACUGAAGAUCAAAUAGAAAAAAUCACUGUUACAAAUCCAGCUAAUUGGAUCGCAUUCAACAUUUGAACAUUGUUAACAGAAAUAUUUAAGCGACACAUUUUUUGUCACAUUUUAAUGUUUUGAGCAUCCAAUUUUUUAGUCCGAAUAUUAGAAUUUUUUCAACAAAAAUAUAAUUUAUAAGGAAAUUAUUUUGAAAAUGAAGAAAAUUUAAAACUAAUUCGAAAUCAAAUAAUCCGAAUAAAAUUUAAAACUAAAUUGAAA
This is a messenger RNA of Sitodiplosis mosellana (orange wheat blossom midge), 1414 nucleotides long. RefSeq names its product phosphotriesterase-related protein. NCBI's taxonomy places the organism in Eukaryota, Metazoa, Arthropoda, Insecta, Diptera, Cecidomyiidae. Gene Ontology annotation, molecular function: zinc ion binding; hydrolase activity, acting on ester bonds. The record is from RefSeq and is a predicted model, not a curated record. The transcript has 5 exons. Bases 143 to 1219 code for a protein of 358 amino acids. Gene Ontology annotation, biological process: catabolic process.